Lagopus leucura (white-tailed ptarmigan) is the source of this 5283-nucleotide messenger RNA. It is a transcript of the gene SREK1, whose product is annotated as splicing regulatory glutamic acid and lysine rich protein 1. The transcript has 11 exons. Gene Ontology annotation, cellular component: nucleoplasm. Lineage: Eukaryota; Metazoa; Chordata; Aves; Galliformes; Phasianidae. Bases 656 to 2323 code for a protein of 555 amino acids. The record is from RefSeq and is a predicted model, not a curated record. Gene Ontology annotation, molecular function: RNA binding.
UGAAUGAAACCUGUGUUUUAAGACAGAUUACUUACUAUUUAAACCGUUAGCAUAAUAGGGAGAAUGUAAUGUGGUUGAAAUGGUACAAAAUACAUAGUUUAGGAAAAUAUGGAUUGCUCAGUUGAUCAGUUAGGAUUUUCUUCAACGUCAUUAAACUUACAGCUAAUUCAUGAAAUUUUCAGAUAAACUGAGAUGACUUAAAAUGUAAGACAGUACAAAUAUAGAUUUUUAUUCCUUCCCAAACCCCCAAGUUCAAUUGCAAUGUGUAUUGAAUCACAGGAGAUUUUAUUUAAUUUUUAUUUAUUUUUACAUCAAAAGUAGGUAGCAUCAAAGUAGAGAAAAAAGCACAAAUUUCAGUUAGCUCAUACAUGUUUUUUCUUUUUUUUUUCUUUUACUGAUUUGGUUAUUUGCCAUUUCUGGGGAUUAAACUUUAAAAAAUGUUCUUCUUUUCUGUAUCUGAUGUUCUGUGUGCUAUUAGUGAUGCAGCCAACACGAACGGUUGUCAUGUGUAAAACAACUUUCGAUCACCGUGAAAGCACCGCCCUGGGAAAGCGUCCAUGCUUGAUAUCGUUUGGUUCAUGAACAUUAAGUUUCCAGUACAGGUAAAAUCCCAGAUGAAGCCAAAGCCCUUUCUCUAUUGGCGCCUGCUCCUACUAUGACAAGCCUGAUGCCUGGUGCAGGGUUGCUUCCAAUACCUACACCAACGCCUUUAACAACACUUGGUGUUUCACUUGGCACUCUGGGAGCAAUACCAGCAGCAGCAUUGGACCCUAACAUUACUGCACUGGGAGAAAUACCCCAGCCACCAAUAAUGGGGAAUGUGGACCCAUCCAAAAUUGAUGAAAUCAGGAGAACAGUAUAUGUUGGAAACUUGAAUUCACAGACCACAACAGCUGAUCAGCUGCUUGAAUUCUUUAAGCAAGUUGGAGAAGUCAAAUUUGUGCGAAUGGCAGGUGAUGAGACUCAACCAACACGAUUUGCUUUUGUGGAAUUUGCAGACCAAAAUUCUGUACCUCGAGCUCUUGCCUUUAAUGGAGUUAUGUUUGGAGACAGGCCACUAAAAAUAAAUCACUCCAAUAAUGCAAUAGUGAAGCCUCCUGAAAUGACACCGCAGGCUGCUGCCAAGGAACUGGAAGAAGUGAUGAAGAGAGUAAGGGAAGCUCAGUCUUUCAUAUCUGCUGCUAUUGAGCCAGAGUCUGGAAAGAGCAGUGAAAGAAAAGGCGGUCGAUCUCGUUCCCAUUCUCGUUCAGAAUCCAGGUCUAGCUCAAAAUCCCGAUCUAGAAGGAAAAGAUCACAUUCAAAACACAGAAGUCGGUCUGGCAACAGAUCGCUCUCAAGACACAAGGACAGGCGCAGAUCCAGAAGUCCCCUGAAAAAACGAUCUAGAUCUAAGGAAAGGCGGAAAUCAAGGAGUCGGUCUCGCUCUCGGGACAAGAAAAGAGACAAGGAAAAGGUCAAGGAAAAAGAAAAGACCAAAGAAAAGGAGAGAGACCGAGACAAGGAGAAGGAAAGAGACCGGGAUAGAGACAAAGAAAGGGAAAGAGAGAGAGAUAAAGAGAGAAACAGGGAUAAGGACAGGGAUAAAGACAAAGAUCGAAACAAAGAUCGGGAGAGAGUCAAAGAUAGGGAUAGAGACAGGGACAAGGAAAGGGAAAAGGAGAAAGAUGAAAAGGAAAAAGACAGGGAAGAUGUAGAUCAGAACAAAGAAAAAGAUGAUGACAAAGAUGGGGAGAAAGAUAGAGAGAAGAUGAAGGAUAGGGAGGGAGAUAAGGACAAGGGAGGGGACAAAGAGAAAGAAAGAGAAAAAGAAAAGGAAAGAGAUGGGGAUAAGGAGAGGGAGCGAGAAAAAGAGAGAGAUGAUAAAAAGAAGAAAGAUAAGAGAUCCAGAACUCCCCCAAGAAGCUAUAGCUCUUCAAGAAGAUCGCGUAGCUCCAGCAGAGAAAGGCGUAAGAGGAAGAGUAGAAGUCUUUCUAAGUCUCCUAAAACAUCCAAAGGAACAAAAAGAAAGUCUUCACGAACUCCUUCUCCAAGAAGAAACAAGAAAGAGAAAAAAAGAGAACGAGAUACAUAUAAUGAAGGAAGAGAAAGAGAACGCUCCACUUCCAAGAAAAAAAGUAGUAAAGAGAAAGAGGGAAGGGAGAAAUCUGACAAAAGCACCACUACUUUGAAGGACAAAGAUCACGCUAAAGAGGAUCAGAAUUCAGAAACUGACAAAGAUGUUGACAACAGAGAUACACAAAGGACAGAUGAAGUCAAACUUCAGCAGAAUGGAAACUGUCAACCAAACGAAGAUAACCUCUCAAUUAAAAUGGAAGAGGUUUAAAGCAAAGAAUCAACCUCUGUCUCAACUAAGGAAUGAAAUCCAAAGCUUAUUCCCAGAAUGAGGAAGAAAACGUCAAAGCAAUCAACCUGACCAUGUUGAUAGCACUAAGAGCUCUUUCAAUUCUUGUGAUAGCUUUGUUGUCUUCUUGCUGUAAAGCAGGAAAGCACAGACCAGUAGUUACACCAUGCAAAAGCAUAUGUCAUCAGAGCUAUUCAUCUCUGAAACUCCAUGCAUUUCCAUGAUGGCUGUACUUAUAGGUAAAAUGAUUUAUGUUAAGUUUAGCCAUAGGCUGUUAAAUAGGAACUGAAAGAAGUAAACCUUUACUACCCCUAAAAAAAAAAAAAAACAAAAAAAAAAAAAAAAGCUGAAGAUAAACAUUGAAAGUUGUUUUAAAAUGUUGCUUGUUGAUGAAUUUUGUGUUAUUUUACUUUGUGGGUUAAGAAGUCCACAGAAACUUCAGUGUGUACUUUUUUAUGUGCUUGGAAGUGGUGCAUAAAUGUACACACUUUCUUUUGGUGUAAAUGACAGCUGUUGGAAAAGUUUUUAUGGUUCUUAUGAUAUAUGCCCAAUUACUAGUAUGUUCUUCAUUUGCUCACUGCUUGAGGUUUGUGGGUUUUAUUAUCUAAAAUAAUUUCUUACCAAUAUCCCUAAAGUCAGUAUUUGCUUAAAGUAUUUGAACAAUGCAUGCUACUUUUCUGUUCCUAAAAGGAACAUUGCCAUGUAUGAUGAUAACAGGUUAGCUUAUUGAGUUAUUUUCAGGUUGUUUUGUUUUGUUGUUCUCUUCUGUUCCACAACUGAGCACAUCUGUAUAUUAGGAGAACUUAACAGCUUUGUUUUUUUGACAUGUACUGCAGUAUGUCUGUUCAGCUGCAAAUGGUACAGGUGCCAUUAUGAAAUUAAAUUUUUUCUUAUUUGUUUAAAAAAUUUGAGAGCACAAGCAUAAGCUUUAGUGCCUUCUUAAAAUGUGGUAUUUUCAAGAAAUAUGUAUGUGCUAUAACAUUUUCAGCUAAAUCUUGCAUCAUCUCUAUUGCUGUUUUGCCACUACCAUACUACAGACAAGAGUGCAAGUAAUUUUUCAGAAUGGAUGUUUAGUUCACUUAUUUAAGUAGAACAGGUCCAUUUUUACAAUUAUUUUUUAUUUUCAGAAAAGAUAGAGUAAAUGUAAUGAUGCAUUUUGGGGACCACCACUGUACAAAGAUAGUAGCUGAAUACAGCGUAUUUUCUGAACACCUGCAUCACAGGCAGCCCUUAAGAUACUAAUUACAUUUGGAUGGCCUUAACAGUUACCUCUCCAUCCUUUUCUCUGAUAUCCAUCAGGUGUUGUACAAUGAAUUUAAUGCAGAGCUGGGGGUGGAAAAUAGUUGGGGAAGAAAUGUUCUAAUUUACAUAGGAGUUAUAUGUUAGAUAAUCUUUUUUCAUUCUUUGGUGAGAAAGCAUGUAAGAAGCAAAUGACAAAGCCGGUAUUUUUUUCAAGUAAAACCAUAAUUUGUGCUGUCUGAGCUAAUGUAACCAGUUUCAUUGUUGUGAGAUUUUUUAAGAGUCAUAUUUACAAACUUACUUAUACCUAAAAUCAGGUAGAUUAUACACCUUAUUACAAUCAAAUGAAUUAAUUGCCUUACCUCAUGGAAGGAGUUUCAUUCAGUUAGAAAUUAAAAAAGGCUUAAUAGGAUACUAGCAGUUUGCCUUCAAUUUCCUUUUCUUUUGCAUAGUUAAUUCUUAUGAAAAUAAUUUUUAAAAAGCAUAAUACAGGGAACGAAAAAUUUGUCCAAUUCCUAAGGUAAUGAAACCUAAUUUGAUUGUGAAGCUGCUUAAUCACUUGUCAUUUUUGAUAGGAUUUAGUGUUCUUCCCACUGUGUACAUUUAAGACUAUAGAAAAUGCUUUACCAUGUAAAGUAUAGACAGUCAUUUUUGUGAUGUUUAAGCCACGUGCUGAUGGUUGGUUAACAGCUUACUCUGAUAAAAGAAUGACAAAUCUGUAUGCUUAAAGGAAGGUUGUGAAGGAUUGUGUCUUGCAGCAACAGCUGUCUUAUUUAUGAUGUGUAAGUAGCGUAGAGCAAAGAGGUUGUUUGUGUACUUGUUAUCUUUGUUACCAUUUCACUAAUAAAAUUAAGUAUUUUAGAGGGAAGUUUCUGCUGUUACAGACUUAUUAAAGAAACAUUUUGGUUGGUCAUCAGGUUUUAUUCAGGCAGCUUUUUUUUUAAUUUGAAAUGUGGAUGCAAGUUAAAAUACACCUGUAUUAUUUAUAAUGUCUUGGAAAAGAUAAUUUACUCCUUCUCUGGGAGAAAUUAGAGUUCUCAUAGUACAUCAUAUUUCAGUUCAUCUUAGUUUGAUUUUCUUAGUUUUGUAAUCCUGAAUUCGCAUAGUUCAGAAUGUGUACAUGGUUGUGCACAGUUAGUGAAGAAAAAUGACUUGGAAAAUUCAUAGGUAACAAUGGCAGCAUUAAUAGCUAAUAUAUCAUAUAUAUGCAGCAUAUGAAGAUAGAUUUUAUGUGAGUUAAUAUUCCCUUUUAAAAAAGCUUUGAGAAAGGAGGGGGAAAAAAAAGAAUAUACACCAAAUACACACAUUUCCUCCUUCCAAACUGUGUUUUCUUACAAAUACUGUAUUUUCUGUUCUGCCUUGUAGUACUUUGUAGUUCUGUGAUGAUAGUUUUAUCUCUUUGUAUUAGGUGUUUAAUGGUUCUCUUCUUUGUUUAAAAAAAAAGAAAAAAAAGAAAAAAAAGCCACCAUUAGAUGAUUAAUGUUUUGUAAAACACCCAUCACCACAGAGGGCAGAUCAUUUUUAAACCAGUACUGGAACAGUACCUCCUUGCUCUGCCACGUUUGUGUGUUUGACCCAUUAAGUGUGACUGUCUUCUAGUGGAAGUCCAUGCCUUGAUCGUAUUGGAUUUGCAUGCUGAGCUGCUGUGUCAGUAGUUUGCUUUUGCACUUCUAUGAGUUGAUAAAACUAAAUGAUGGUUUUGA